Molecule: messenger RNA, 2065 nt
Organism: Dryobates pubescens (Downy woodpecker)
Lineage: Eukaryota; Metazoa; Chordata; Aves; Piciformes; Picidae
Gene: SHTN1
Product: shootin 1
Exons: 17
Coding region: 154-2034 (626 amino acids)
Source: RefSeq, a predicted model, not a curated record
CGGGCCGGGCCGGGCCGUUCGCCGCGCCCGCCGCGCCCCGGGGCUCCGGCCGCCGCCGCCCGCCCGCUGCCAGGUAAAGCAGCGCUAGGUGAGGCGAGGCGAGGCGGAGCAGGGCUAAGCGGGACAGCCGCUGGCCGGCGGUGGCAGGGCAGAAUGAACAGCUCCGACGAGGAGAAGCAGCUGGAGCUCCUUGCCAGCCUGAAGGACCAAGCAAUUGGUGAAUAUGAAGAACUCAGAGCAGAAAAUAAGAAAACAAAAGAAGAGUGUGACAAAAUCAAGCAAGAACGAGAUGAGGCUGUCAAAAAACUGGAGGAGUUCCAGAAAAUCUCUCACAUGGUUAUUGAGGAAGUAAACUGUAUUCAGAACCACCUCGAAAUUGAGAAGACGUGCCGAGAAAGUGCUGAGGCUUUGGCUUCUAAGCUGAACAAAGAAAAUAAGACCUUGAAAAGAAUUAGUAUGCUUUGUAUGGCAAAACUGGGCCCAGAAAUUAUCACUGAAGAGAUUAACAUUGAUGAGGACGAUUCAUCCACGGAUACAGAAGCUAAUUCUGGAUCAUGUAAUUCUGUGCAUUGUCAGCAGCAAAUAAAAGAGCUGCGAGAUCAGAUUGUAUCUGUUCAUGAGGAAAAGAAGACCUUGGCCAUUGAACUGGAAAACCUGAGGUGCAAACUUGUAGAAGUAAUUGAAGAAGUGAAUAAAGUGAAAGAAGAAAAAGCUGCUUUGGCAACGGAGGUUACUAAACAGCAAAAACUGUUGGAGAAAUGUAACAGAGUGUCUGUGAUGGCAGUAGAGGAAUAUGAAGAGCUUCAUGUAAACUUUGAACUGGAAAAGAACCUAAGGAAGAAAGCAGAGUCGUUUGCACAAGAGAUGUAUAUUGAACAAAACAAAAUGAAAAGGCAAAGUCAGUUGCUUCUGCAAAAUUCUGCUCCUGAUCAGCAGCUUUUGAAGGCUUUGGAUGACAAUGCUAAGCUAACUCAUGCAUUAGAAGAGGAGAGGCUUCAACACCAGCAAAAGAUCAAAGAACUGGAAGAGCAGCUGGAGAAUCAAGCGCUGCACAAGGAGAUCAGUCGUCUUAAACAGCAACUAGAACUUUUGGAAGAAGAUAAAAAGGAGCUAGAGCUGAAGUGCCAGAAUGCAGAAGAAAAAGCUAGAGACCUAAAGCAUUCAGUUGAUGAACUUCAAAAACGAAUACAGCAGUCUGAAAAUCCUCCACCGCCUCCUCCACCGCCGCCCCCUCCUCCUCUUCCUCCUCCCCCUCCUCCUAACCCUAUAAGGUCUCUCAUGUCAAUGAUUCGCAAGAGAUCUCACUCCAACACCAACGUGAGCAAGAAGGAGAAGCCUCCUCAGCAGGAGGCAGGAGAAGAGGUUACAGACCUGAAGAGACAAGCUGUUGAAGAAAUGAUGGACAGAAUUAAAAAGGGAGUUCAUCUGAGACCAGUCAACCAGUCAAGCAGGCCUAAAACAAAGCCAGAAACACCAAAGCCCUCUGAAAGUGCAAUGAAAGAAUUAAAAGGGAUUCUGGAAACACUGAAUAAAUCCACUAGUUCCCGGAGCUUGAAGUCCCUUGAAACAGACAGCAGUGAAACGGAGCUGGAGCGAGUCCUGCGACGCCGGAAAGUUACCACUGACCAGGACAGUGGCAGUCCUACUGGAAUCUUGGCCACAUCAGAAUCAAAAUCUCUGCCUGUGCUAGGCUCGGGGGCCAGUGCUGCACAAACAGCGUUGAACAAGAAAGACCUGGAGACAGAAUUCAGUUCCAAAGUACCCAACUCAGGUCCUGUCUCUAACCAGCCUAAGGCUGGCACAGGCUCUAAGCCUACAUUACAAUCCACCAGCCACACAGAAUUUACAAGAAAAGCUUCUAGCAGUGAAAAAGAGACAGAGUCUGUUGUAGUUUUAGAUCCUGUUUCCACCCCCGGGGACCAGCUGGCUGAAAACACGCCGAGUCAGAGCAAAGGGAAAGAAGAAAGGAGCAAGCUGCUGCAUAAAGAAGCCAACGUGGAGAAAAUAAAAGAAACAGACAGUUCUAACUGUUAAUUGGGUUUGGGUUUUGGUUUGUUUGGUUGUU